Aspergillus puulaauensis is the source of this 591-nucleotide messenger RNA. Its product is annotated as dihydrofolate reductase family protein. The transcript has a single exon. Gene Ontology annotation, molecular function: 5-amino-6-(5-phosphoribosylamino)uracil reductase activity. NCBI's taxonomy places the organism in Eukaryota, Fungi, Ascomycota, Eurotiomycetes, Eurotiales, Aspergillaceae. Bases 1 to 591 code for a protein of 196 amino acids. Gene Ontology annotation, biological process: riboflavin biosynthetic process. The record is from RefSeq and is a predicted model, not a curated record.
AUGACCACCCGCACCUGGAAAUCCCGCAUCUUCUGCGCAACAAGCCUCGACGGCUCCAUCGCGCGCCAGAACCACGAUAUAACAUGGCUUACCCAGCCAUUUCCAAACGCCGAGCACGCGCCGCCAUCUCAGCCACAAUCGACAAUGACACUCGAGCAGCAUAUGGCUGAUGUAGAUUUCAUUGUCAUGGGCCGGAAGACAUUUGAUGUUUGUAUGAGUGAGCCCGAGUGGCCGUAUCCGGAGAAGAAGUUGCUGGUGCUUAGUACGACCGUUCGAAAUCUUCCGAGGAAUUCUCCCGCUGGUGCUCGGGUUGUUGCGUCGAUGGAGGAAGUUGAGAUGAUUCUCGAUACCGAGGGCGCGACGAUGGUCUACAUGGAUGGCGGAAAGACGGUGCAGGAGUUCCUCAGGCGCGGGUGGGUGGAUGAGAUGGUGCUGACGAUUGCGCCUGUUCUUCUCGGUGGAGGAGGGAAGGGACCAGCGUUGUUUGGGGACGUGGGUGUUGACUUUCCUGGCGAUAUGCAUUUUACUUUGCGUGGCGUAGAUGUUAUCGAGGAUGGGAUGGUGAGUUGUUAUUAUCAGGUGAAAGCGUGA